CCCCCUUUCUCUCUGUCACAGCCGGCCUCAGAGCCGCUGCCUGGAUCCAAGCAGCCGCUGCCUGCCCUCUAUCACCCCCACUACCAUGUGCAGCCCCCAGGCCUGUCCCCCAUCCGGCUACAGCAAGGUCGGAUCCCAGCCCCUCUGAUCUCCCCUCAUCCCAACCCCACCCCCGGUCUGUGUGGGUCCCCCCCCUUCUGCACCCCAUCAGAGAUGUUUCACCCCUUGGUGGCUGGGGGCAUCGUCUUCCCAGGGCUCUUCCUGCUGGCCAAGAACAGCCUCAAGCGGCUGCCCUGGCUGCAGUGGGAUGAGGCCGACGCUGUCAUCAUCUCAGCCAGGCUGGUCUCCUCCAUCCAAGCCGUCAUGGCCUCCACAGCCGGAUACAUCGUGUUCAGCUCCUGCCAACAUGUUAUCGAUGACCAGCACUGGCUGGCGAGCGCCUACACGGAGUUUGCGGUGCCCUACUUCAUCUAUGACAUCUACGCCAUGUUCCUGUGCCACCGGCACAGGUACCGGGUGAAGGGGCACGAGGCUGCGGGGCCCCGCUCGCUGCGCACCGCCACCCGCGCCUUCCUGCGCAAGGAGCUCCUCAUGGUGCUGCACCACCUCUGCAUGGUGCUGGUGUGCUUCCCCGUCUCCGUGCUGUGGCGCCAGGGGAAGGGCGAUUUCUUCCUGGGCUGCAUGCUGAUGGCCGAGCUGAGCACCCCCUUCGUCUCCCUGGGCAAGGUGCUCAUCCUGUACAAGCGGCAGCACACCCUGCUGCACAAGGUGAACGGGCUGCUCAUGCUGGUGACCUUCUUCUGCUGCCGCAUCCUGCUCUUCCCCUACAUGUACCGGGCCUACGGGCGCCACGCCGGGCUGCCCCUGCACCGCGUGCCCCUCGCCCUGCCGCCCGCCUACAACCUGGGCGCCGCCCUGCUCCUGGCCCCCCAGCUCUACUGGUUCGGCCUCAUCUGCCGCGGGGCCGUCCGCCUCUUCCGCCGCGCCCCGCCCACGGACCCUGCCCUGCGCAACGGGCACGGCCCCGGGGGGCGGGCGCUGGACUGAGACCCCCGGUGCCAGGGGCACGGCCUCUGGGGGCGGGCGCUGGACUGAGACCCCCGCCCUCCGCCACGGGCACCGCCCCCGGGGUGGGCGCUGGACUGAGACCCCCCCGGUGCCACGGGAACCGCCCCUGGGGCGGGCGCUGAACAGAGACCCCCCCAGUGCCACGGGCACGGCCCUGGGGGGCAGGCGCUGGACUGAGACCCCCCCAGUGCCAGGGGCACGGCCUCUGGGGGCGGGCGCUGAACAGAGACCCCCCCGGUGCCACGGGCACGGCCCCGGGGGGCAGGCGCUGGACUGAGCCCCCCCCAGUGCCACGGGAACCGCCCCCGGGGCAGGCGCUGGACUGAGCCCCCCCCAGUGCCAGGGGAACCGCCCCCAGGGUGGGCGCUGGACUGAGACCCCCCCGUGCCAUGGACACUGCCCCUGGGGGUGGGCACUGGACUGAGACCCCCCCAGUGCCACGGGCACCGCCCCCGGGGGUGGGCGCUGCGUUGAGACCUCCCAGCCUACCUGCUCUGUGCUAAGGGCAUGGCCUCGGGGGGGCUCGCUGGCCUGAGCCCCCCGCCCGUGCGGUGCCAUGGGCACAGCCCUAAGGCCCUGGCAUGAGCCAUCCCCGCGUGAUGGGCACGGGGUGAACUGACACCCGGGGCCAGCGCCCACAGCCUCAGCUUCUAACGACUUUAUUUAUUUAUUUAUUGGGGGCCCUCCCUGGAAUUCUCCGGGGGCUGCUGCAGGAGGGAGUGGGCCCCCCUUGGACUGACAGGGGCUGACUGCAACCCCCAUUCUCAGGGGGCUGCCCAGUAGCACCUGGGGUGGUCCCCCUGGGUGGUGCAGCUCAGACACCCCCAGUAAUGGGGGGAUGAGGUGCAAAUCGGGGGGUUGGCUGUGUUGGGAGGCGAGGGUUUAGCCUGGAGAUUUGGGGGACCCCUGGGAAUCUCAGGGGGCCACCCAGGGGAUUGAAUUCCUGCCCCACCAGAGUGUGGGGGGACCCAGCCAGACUCCACCAGCAGACAGUUUGGGUGGACUUGGGGACCCCCCGCACUGCACCUCACUCUAGCAAUAACCAGGCAGCGGGUGGGGAACUGACCCCCCCAACAAGGACUGUGAGCUCUGCACCCCCCAGCUGCUCGCUGGGUCAGGAUGUAUAUGGGGGGGGAUUUCCAACCCUGGGGGCUGCAAAGUAUUAAAGGAGCCUUGAUC
Chelonia mydas (Green sea turtle) is the source of this 2247-nucleotide messenger RNA. It is a transcript of the gene TLCD3B, whose product is annotated as TLC domain containing 3B. The transcript is spliced from 5 exons. NCBI's taxonomy places the organism in Eukaryota, Metazoa, Chordata, Testudines, Cheloniidae. The coding region runs from base 214 to 1047 and encodes 277 amino acids. Gene Ontology annotation, biological process: lipid homeostasis; ceramide biosynthetic process. Gene Ontology annotation, molecular function: sphingosine N-acyltransferase activity. The record is from RefSeq and is a predicted model, not a curated record. Gene Ontology annotation, cellular component: membrane; endoplasmic reticulum.